UCUCCAGCACUUGACUUUGACUCUGUGUUUUUUCCUUUGAAGAAAAAAGUUGAACACUUUUUUGGAGAAGGGAACCAAUAGAGUAAAAGAGUACGGUGAGGGGACUCAGCCGGACUUUGACUCAGCUUCAACUGGCCCACAGCUGGGUCUACAUCAAAACUGGCGAGCCAGCCAGGAGGGGCGCCUGUCAACAGGACCUGACCUAGACCGGGAAGCAGAUCGGCAUCUGCCAUUCAGACCACAAGCGCACCAAAACUAAGAAUAAAGCUGUAACAGAAGAUUGAGAAGCAGAGAUCCAGCCACAACUGCAAAAGGUGACGCCUGGUGACUGGGUAUACGUCAAGGUGUUCAAAAGAAAGUGGGACCAACCCAGACGUGAAGGUCCUUUUAAGGUUACUCUAGCAACCCCAACCGCCCUUCAAGUGCAAGUAGGCAAAACAUGGCUGAUUGGUGGCUCAGCUCUCAAUAUAUGCCCCCCACAAAGUGUGAAGAAGAACCCCAACCUGGUCCCAGUCAACCGGUCCAAGGCAUCAGCCCGCAACUGCCAACAUCAUGGCCAAACCCACAGCCAUCUCCUCCACAUCGCCAACCACGAUGGGACCAGUUCCGGCCUUGGCAGCAGCCCCUGGAGUCACCGGAGCCACCUCCGUCAAGAGCUGAGUCAAAUGGGACCUCUGGCAGCCCCACCUCACAGGAGACCCCUGGCAGCCCAUGGCCUUCUCCUUGGCCAACCCCAUGCAGCCCAUCCGAUCUGAAGGUCCUCACGGCCCCUCAGCUGCCAUUCCCAGCGCUAUGUCCAGAGGGUCAUCAAUACCUCACCUUACAGGAGGUGGGAGACCUCUCCACAGCAGAAUAUAUCCGUAUUCAUGAUAGCCUCUCACCUGAGAAUCAAAUUCUCAUUCAGGUGAUUCGCGGAGGCUUAAGGCACCUCCGCGGAGAGCUGCAGAAGAUGAAGAGUGUGCCAACAGCCCGUGCACUACAAGCUAUUCUUGGUAGGGUGGAAACCCGCUUUGCCAUCUGCUUGGGAAAUCCUCAACACCCGCAGAAGUACAGGGCAAAGAUGUAGGAUGUGUUUUGCCCAUCACCGUGAUCUCCGGCUGGAGAUCACUAGUGCAUUUAAUAUAUAUAACCUGCUUCCCAGGAUUGGACAGUUUCUUCUCUUGAAUAG
Toxotes jaculatrix (banded archerfish) is the source of this 1168-nucleotide messenger RNA. Its product is annotated as alpha carbonic anhydrase 8-like. The record is from RefSeq and is a predicted model, not a curated record. NCBI's taxonomy places the organism in Eukaryota, Metazoa, Chordata, Actinopteri, Toxotidae. Bases 440 to 1066 code for a protein of 208 amino acids. The transcript has 2 exons.